UAAACUGCUGGGGGCAGCUCAGUUCUCGGUCGCCCAUCCCAACCAAGGCAGCGCAUUUCUGGCGCUUAAGACGAUGAGAAGGCCCUCGAAUAUCGCAGCCACUCCGACUAGUUGGAUCUUGUCUCAUCGCGCGUCGGUCGGCACCGCAACGGCCGAGUACGUCAACCUUGUCGCGAAGGCGCAAGUGAAGCGCGCUAAACAAGGUUAGAGCUGCAUCUGGCGCACUUCACUUGCGCCACCCCUAUACUUUCACCACCGCUGUACCUCCCUCCGGUGAUUGCUCGCGCUCAUCCAACAACAUAAAACACGCUCUCAACUUCAUCGCUCUUGCAAGAUCUCUCGGACUGUCAGCUACACCAGUUGUCCUCACGACUGUCGGACAUCAUUUCGCGCCCUGCACGCGCCCCUGUUUACCUGCAAGCCGUUGAGUCUAUUACACAAGAGCGCGAGCACGUCAACAAACAGACUUACACGUGACGCACGCGAGUCAAAAUGAGCUCUUCCGCUCUCGCUUCGCAAAUCCCUCUCGACUCCAAGCUUUCACUCCACUCAGUGGCACCACUUGCCAACCCAAACUCUCUUCACUUCGACCGCAACCACCGCCGCCACCGGCACCUCAAGAUCCCCAUUCCAGCUGCAUUCAAGAAGAAGUCGCGUCAGCUUCGCAAGCUGCGCCGCUCACAAGUUUGGAAGACCGGCACCCGCGUCCAGCAAGUCGAAGAAAUGGCCCAGUGGUUUCCGAAUUUGCCGCCAGGCGGUUCAGUCAAAGGUUUGUCUAAUCCAUUUCUCGCCCGUUAUGAUGAAGUUGGCUUCGGCGUGUGCGGCGUUGGCGGCAGCUUGAUGGCAAAGGUGAAAUCGGCAGAUGGGUGUUUUGGGGCGGAAUUCAAGUGUGAUGGAGAUGUCUUUGGCGAUGGCGAUGUCUUCAGCGACAAGAAGGAUGCAAUUGGUCCGAUCAACAGCGAGUUCGGCCAGAAGCUGCUCAUGGCAAAGGAGGCGUUCGAGCGCAUGCAGACUGCCCACAAAGAGAGCAAGCGGGCAACCCCAAAGUCCGACAUUGGAACACUCAAGAAGCUGCCAGGCGAGAUCCGCAACGAGAUCUACCGCUUGGCUGUUCUCGAGCCUGACGGUGAGGUGAUGGUCAGCCUCGAGGACUUCACGUGCCGCGGAGGACCUUGCUUCCACCGCAAGGCGACUUACAACCUUCCCGGCAUCAUCAACACUUGUCGCCAGAUCCGCGCCGAAUGUGGCCCAAUCUAUUUCGCCGAGCACGAUGCAUUCGUCUUCGACGCAGAUGUUGUGCACCAGCGCUGCGUCGGCAACUACAUUCGCAGCGUCGGUCAUUACAUUGACCUGGUGAAGAAGUUCAAGUUCCAGUUGCUCCGUCCCCUCUGGCGCGACGAGCACUUCAUGGGGUGGAACGGCCACAUGUUCACUCUCAUUCCACCACACUUCUCCGAGAGCAAAUGGUUCGAGCUGAGCCAGGAAGCUUGCUGGCCCCGAGCUCACGAAGCCCGCUGCUACGAGCUGUGCGAGUGCACAGUCCGAAAGGAAAUCCGUCGUCUGAACACCAAGAUGUUGAACACUUACCCACACGACCCAUUCCUUGAUGAUCCAAUAGACCCCAAGGCCUCGUACGACAUCAGCGAAUACUUACUCAACUUCUUCGAGUCUGAUGUAUUGGACGACUGGGUCUUUCGUACGCGCAAGAACUCUUCGGAGAUUACCGUCUGCAAGCUCUGCAAGAAAUGCAGAGGCAUUCGCUUUCCCGACUGGAACGAGGUUUGAAGACGUGACCGCUUGGUUUUGGCAUACUUGCUCAUAAGACACACGAAACACCAGACAGAGCGACAUGAGAUUUGCAGCAUUGGUCCAUUUGGUAAGGUCCAUCCAGCAUACUCUCAACCAAGACCUGACUGACGCGAGCAGCAGAUGCUUUCCAAUUUCCACAUUGCGACACUUGUCACCGCCUUCGACACUCUUUGCGUUCUCAGCUGUUCGUCGAGCUUCACGGCUCCAUAUGGCGGCAUUUGUCAUUGCGCUUGACGCACUUCUUUUCCGUUGCGCUUCACACACUUCUUUUCUGCUUUCUGAGAGGUCAUAUGAGCUUCACAGCUCUCGAACGAGGAGGACUUUGUUACUGCUUUUGACAGACUUUGCUUUCGUUUUGCUGGACGCCCUCUGAGCACACUCCGCCUCGGAUGGACAUUGCAUUAAUGGCUCUUCCGAACAAGAGCAACCGCAUGUACAGUAGCUUCGACUUGACAGAGGACAAUUGAGACCUUCUGCCUGUAUCUUCCUUCCAUCGUAUGCUCAUCUCUCCGCCGCAUGAUUAUCGCUUCGUAUCUGAGGAGUCAAGGCAUUGUCCGAAGGUGGUCGAGACCAAUGGUGGCCCGCAGCUAUGCUGACUCUACUUGUCCUUCUCUUCCGUGAUCGUGGCCCAUUCCGCGUGGGCUAAGGAUUGUUGGUGGCUUGCUGAUCCAUCUCUGCAUAUCGUGCUUCAUCAACGUCGAGUCAAGGCCGUGCUGUGCCGGUCGCUGCCAGAUGUGUAUUGUACGCGUCGUGCCGCGUUG
Molecule: messenger RNA, 2570 nt
Organism: Cercospora beticola
Lineage: Eukaryota; Fungi; Ascomycota; Dothideomycetes; Mycosphaerellales; Mycosphaerellaceae
Source: RefSeq, a predicted model, not a curated record